This is a messenger RNA of Carica papaya (papaya), 1578 nucleotides long. Its product is annotated as cytochrome P450 72C1-like. Gene Ontology annotation, molecular function: iron ion binding; oxidoreductase activity, acting on paired donors, with incorporation or reduction of molecular oxygen; monooxygenase activity. The record is from RefSeq and is a predicted model, not a curated record. NCBI's taxonomy places the organism in Eukaryota, Viridiplantae, Streptophyta, Magnoliopsida, Brassicales, Caricaceae.
AUGAAGAUGAAGAUGAUGGAGAUGGAAAUAGAAGUUUGGAGAAUGGGUUUGAUUGCAGGUAUGAUGGCAUGCAUUUGGAUGGUAUGGAAAGUUAUAAACUGGGGCUGGUUGAAGCCGAAGAAGCUGGAAAAGUGUUUAAGAGGACAAGGAAUAAACGGAACUCCCUAUAAGCUGCUUAUUGGAGAUAUCAAAAAAACCAACAUGAUGAACAAGAAAGCCCAGAGCAAACCCAUGGAUUCCCUCUCUCAUGACAUUGUCUCCCGUGUCCUACCUUUUGAACUCGACGUUAUUACCAAUUACGGAAAGAAUUCAUUUAUGUGGAAAGGACCAUGGCCGGUUUUGAUUUUGAUGGACCCAGAAAUGAUUAAGGAAGUUUUGAACAGAUUUAAUGAGUUCGAGAAGCCACGACUGACAUCCCUGCCUGCAACUCUGGCGAGUGGACUUGUUGUACACGAGGGUGACCAGUGGGCAAAACACAGAAGUCUUCUCAACCCAGCUUACCGUGUUGACAAGCUGAAGCUUAUGCUACCAGCUUUUGAAGCGAGUUGUGAGGAGAUGUUGAAAGAAUGGGAAGCUAUGGCCUCAGCAAAAGGGUCAUUGGAGGUGGAUAUGUGGGCUUGUUUUCAUGAUUUAUCUUGCAAAAUGCUUGCUCGAGCAGCUUUUGGAAGCUACCAUGAAGAAGGUAGAAAGAUAUUCCUUCUCCAAAAAGAACAAGUUGAUCUUGGACUCCAGGCCCUCAAAUCUCUUUUAAUCCCUGGAGCCAGAUACAUUCCCACAAAAAAUAAUAGGAGGUUGAACGAAACUGAGAAGGAAAUGAUAACUUCGUUUAAAGCGAUCAUUAACAAAAGAGAGAAGCUAAUGGAGAGAGGAGAAACUUUUAACGACUUACUGGGUUCUUAUAUGGAAUUGAAUUCAAAACAAAUUAGAGAACAUGGAAAGAAAGCUGGAAUGACACAAGCUGAGCUUAUUGAUGAAUGCAAGGCUUUCUACUUGGCUGGGGAAAAUGCAACCUCCGUCUUGCUAACAUGGACGAUGGUUCUGUUGAGCAUGCACCAAGAUUGGCAAACCAAAGCAAGAGAAGAGGUUUUGCAAGUUUUUGGCAAUAAGAAUCCAGAUUUUGAAGGCUUAAACCGCUUAAAAAUUGUAACGAUGAUUCUUCAUGAGGCAUGUAGACUAUAUCCCCCUGCAGUCUUCCUCCUUAGAAUGGUUUAUGAGGAGACAAAGUUGGGAAAAUUGACGUUACCUCCAGGACUGAUUAUCAUGUUGCCGAUAAUGUUGGUUCAACAUGAUUGUGAUCUGUGGGGAGAUGAUGUGAACGAGUUCAAGCCAGAGAGAUUUGGUGAAGGAGUCUCCAAAGCAACCAAGGGCCAACUUUCUCAUUUCCCCUUUAGUGGAGGUCCAAGAACUUGUAUUGGACAGAAUUUUGGAAUGUUGCAGGCUAAACUGACAAUGUCAAUGAUUCUGCAACGUUUUUGGUGUGAGGUUUCUCCAUCAUAUUCUCAUGCUCCAUACCCUUCUAUCACUCUUCAACCUCAACAUGGUGCUCAUGUACUUCUGCAUAAGAUAAGUGUAGACUAG